This is a messenger RNA of Baudoinia panamericana UAMH 10762, 1428 nucleotides long. RefSeq lists its product as uncharacterized. The record is from RefSeq and is a predicted model, not a curated record. Gene Ontology annotation, biological process: S-adenosylmethionine biosynthetic process. Gene Ontology annotation, molecular function: ATP binding; methionine adenosyltransferase activity. Gene Ontology annotation, cellular component: cytosol. NCBI's taxonomy places the organism in Eukaryota, Fungi, Ascomycota, Dothideomycetes, Mycosphaerellales, Teratosphaeriaceae. The coding region runs from base 253 to 1428 and encodes 391 amino acids. The transcript is spliced from 2 exons.
AACAUUCUCAUGCCAUUGGUAUGGUUGAGCGUUGUUGAAGACCUACCGACGGCCGACAUCGCGUCAUUGCAGGCCUUGAAAAAGUGCCCCACUUAAUUUCAUCUCGGUACAUGCGCAUGGUGGGAUACCGGCAGUAAUAAACUGGCCUUAACAUUGUUGCAUAACAAAGACCGACACACACCCUUUCGCCCACUAUAAUUUCUUCCUCGAUAUAGCUCUGAUAUACACCGUGUUUGCUCAACAUUGCCCAUCAUGGUCCAUGUCAACGGCGAGGUGAAGGGUCAGGACACCUUCCUCUUCACUUCUGAAUCGGUGGGACAAGGCCACCCGGACAAGCUCGCGGACCAGGUCUCUGAUGCCGUGCUCGAUGCCUGUCUCAAGGAUGACCCGCUCUCCAAGGUCGCGUGCGAGACGGCCACCAAGACUGGCAUGGUAAUGGUGUUUGGCGAGAUCACGACCAAGACCAAGUUGGACUACCAAAAGAUCAUCCGCAAUGCCAUCAAGGACAUUGGGUAUGACGACUCAUCCAAGGGUUUCGAUUACAAGACGUGCAAUGUGCUGGUUGCCAUUGAGGAGCAGAGCCCGGAUAUCGCACAGGGUCUGCACUACGAGGAGGCACUGGAGAAGCUCGGUGCGGGUGAUCAGGGUAUCAUGUUCGGCUAUGCUACGGAUGAGACGCCGGAGCUGCUGCCUUUGACGCUGCAACUUGCGCAUAAGCUCAACAAGGCGAUGACAGACGCCCGUAAUGACGGCUCGCUCCCCUGGCUAAGGCCCGACACCAAGACGCAAGUUACCGUGGAAUACAAGCACGAUGGAGGAGCCGUGGUGCCGCUCCGAGUUGACACAGUCGUCGUGUCCGCACAGCACAGCGCAGACAUCAGCGUGGAGCAGCUCCGGAAAGAGAUCAAGGAGAAGAUCAUCCUCAAGUCCAUCCCAGAGAAGUACAUUGACGACAAGACCAUCUAUCACAUUCAACCCUCCGGCCUCUUCAUCAUCGGCGGUCCUCAAGGUGAUGCCGGCCUUACUGGUCGCAAGAUUAUUGUCGACACCUACGGCGGCUGGGGUGCUCACGGCGGUGGUGCCUUCUCCGGCAAGGACUACAGCAAAGUCGACCGCUCCGCCGCUUACCUCGCCCGCUGGAUCGCCAAGUCGCUCGUGCACUCUAAGCUCGCCCGCCGGGCGCUCGUGCAGCUCUCGUACGCCAUUGGUGUCGCUGAACCGCUGUCGCUGUUCGUCGAGUCGUACGGCACUUCGGACAAGAGCUCUGACGAGCUGGUCAAGAUCAUCCGGGAGAACUUCGAUAUGAGACCCGGUGUUAUCGUCAAGGAGUUGGAUCUGGCGAAGCCGAUCUACUGCGAGACGGCGAAGAAUGGCCAUUUCACCAACCAGAACUUCAACUGGGAGAAGCCGAAGACGCUGAAGUACUAA